AUGGUAGAUAAAAAUGCCCAGAUACGAGCGACACUUAAUGCAAAAUUGAUUGAAAGCGGUGAACGAGAACAAAUGAAACAACUUUUAAGACAACGCUUAAUGGAAUACGAAUGGAGAGAUCAAAUGAAAGCCUAUUGUAAAGAUAUUGUUAAACAAAAAGAUCUUGAAAAUAUAACUGUCGAUCAACUUAUACAAGAAAUAACACCAAAAGGCCGUGCACUUGUACCAGAUUCAAUCAAAAAAGAAAUGUUGAAUCGUCUUCAGCAAUAUUUAGUGAAACAAGAAAAACUUUGA
Rotaria socialis is the source of this 294-nucleotide messenger RNA. The record is from the annotation of a GenBank genome assembly. NCBI's taxonomy places the organism in Eukaryota, Metazoa, Rotifera, Eurotatoria, Philodinida, Philodinidae.